Messenger RNA from Paramuricea clavata, 2376 nucleotides. The record is from the annotation of a GenBank genome assembly. Lineage: Eukaryota; Metazoa; Cnidaria; Anthozoa; Malacalcyonacea; Plexauridae.
AUGGAACGCAUUUUACAUCUGACUCAAGAACAACAGAGGAUCGUAAACUUGGCAAAACAAGGGCACAAUAUUUGUAUUUUUGGAAGAGCCGGUGUUGGAAAAUCUACAACUGUCCUGGCAAUAAAGGAAGCACUUGCAGCCAAAGGUGAAAAAGUCCAGAUAAUUUGCUCGACUGGCAUAGCCUGCGAGAGCUAUGGAGGAAUAGCGAAGACUGUUCAUUCGCAGUAUGGACUAAGGGUUGCUGAACUACCUUCUCAAUUACUGAUCGAACGUUCUUUGGGGCAGAAUGUUACGGUAAAGCAAGUUGCUGACACAACGGUAUUAAUUUGGGAUGAAGUAUCCAUGUCAAGUACCCGAAUUUUGGAACUUGUUAACAAAAUACAUCACAUGGUAGCCCAAAACAGUUUUGCAUUUGGGGGAAUUCAAGUAAUUCUUGUUGGAGACUUCUGGCAGCUGAAACCGAUACCUAGUCCCUUCGACGAAGGAAAGUCCAUCUAUUUGUCAGAGCUUUUUGAUAAAGUAUUUCAACAUCGGAUUGAGCUGACCAAAGUUUUACGACAGGGAGAAUCAGAGAGCCGUUUGAAGAAUUUACUGGAUUUAUUGCGAAAUGGUGAGUGCAGUGAGGAAGCAGAAGAAUACGUGCACAGCCUUGAGCGAGAAUGCAUUCAAGAGGAAGCUGGAACAAUCCCCAUACCCAUACAUAUAUAUUUUAAAAAACUUCACGUGGAAAUUCAUAAUGGAAAUGUGCUGGCAACUCUACCUGGUCUAUUGGACACGGUAGAGAGUAUCGACCAUGAAAACACACACUGCUUAGAGAAAACGGUGCCUCAAACAGUAUCAUUAAAACCUGGAUGUAACAUUAUGCUUAUUUACAAUAUCAACGAUCAGUUGAAAAAUGGCUACCAGGGAAGCUAUAUUGGAAAAGAUCCGACUGAUGACAAUGUACUGCUCGUACACUUUGCGAAAGUCGGCACCAUACCAAUAACUCGUAGAACAUGGUACAACUAUGAUGUUGAUAGAAGAGUCCAAGGCUCCCGUACUCAAUUUUCAAUAACAUUAUGCUACGCAAUAACCGUCCAUAAAUCGCAAAGUUUAACAUUGCAUUCUAUUGUCGUCCAUUGCGCGCAAGAAUUUGUACCUGGCCAGACAUACGUAGCCAUAUCCAGAGUUCGAUCAGAAGAUAAUCUUCAAAUACUUGGGUUUCAACGAAAGUUUUUACUACCACCACCAGUUGAGUUAUCAAGCAUGGUAACAUUUUGCGUAGAUCCCGAUGAAACACUUUCAUGUUGUAGAAACCAUCCUUUGGACGAUAGCUUCUUUGAAGAUAAUAUAUGUACCUCAACCGUUCAAUCCAUGGCUGAAACAGAUAAAGUUUUUGAUGACGACGAAAACCUCGAUCUCGAUGCUGCUCUACAAAGUCAAAGUUUUUGUCAAUCAGACGAAGCAAUUACGGUUAAACUUGAGAACACUUUGUUGUGUUUACUACCACCCUCGCACAUAGCAGCUCCGCCUUCGACGUUUAGCAUGGAAUCGUUCCUAAAAUCAGCCACCACCGACUUGGACGACCCCUUCAGUCAAUCAAUAAAUUCCGCGACGAGAUAUGCAACCGACCAUCUACAAGCAUUCCAGCUUUUGGCAAACAUAACAUGGGUUCGAAUAGCAAUUUUGUUUCAAAAUCACACAUCAAUAGCCAACAAAGAGUUUACAUUUGCUACAACUCAAGUCCAUAAGAUGUUCUCGUCGAACGAAUAUCAAAGUGAUCUAUUAACAGCUUUCCAGCUCAGAAAAUGGACGGACAUUGACGAUGGCAAAAGAACUCUCGGUGUUCAGCUAACGUUUCACCUCUACCAGCUGUUUAUUACCGAAGUUGAGAGAACCCUAAAGCAUGAAGAUGUGCCGACAACAGAGUUUAACGUAAGGGAAAUGGGAGUGAAUGGUCUCGGCAAAUUACGUUAUGUGGGCGGAUGGGCAAUCCAUAAGUCUCUGGCUAAUUCUAGGAGAUACCUUAUGGCAAACAAGAAAUCACAAGCUUCCAACGUUCGCGAGAAAUUGAACAACGAAUUGAGAAAGAUCGACCUACUCGACAGCAACAUUAUUAUCCCAUACGUUGUCCUGGAAAAAACAACAUCAGAUGCUAAUACUCUCAAUAUUACCGAGUCUCGACAAUACCGAGAAAGAGGAUUGCUACACAUAACAGAUGAGGCAUUUCAAUUCUUCUUGACAUUGGAACAAGAACGAGUAAAUCUAAUCAGUUUGGAAAGAUUGUCGUUGUUGAAAGAUCAAGUGGUUGAUCGAUCUAUCAAGAGCGUUCUGGGAAACAAAAGUAUCCAAAAUGAAUUUGUUGCUUUGUUUGAUCUGAAACUGGAUGGGGACAAG